Molecule: messenger RNA, 936 nt
Organism: Mycena indigotica
Lineage: Eukaryota; Fungi; Basidiomycota; Agaricomycetes; Agaricales; Mycenaceae
Product: 3-hydroxyisobutyrate dehydrogenase
Exons: 6
Coding region: 1-936 (311 amino acids)
Biological process (GO): L-valine catabolic process
Cellular component (GO): mitochondrion
Molecular function (GO): NAD binding; NADP binding; 3-hydroxyisobutyrate dehydrogenase activity
Source: RefSeq, a predicted model, not a curated record
AUGUUACCGCCUCAACGACUAGGAUGGAUUGGGUUGGGUGCCAUGGGAUGGCCUAUGGCCAAGCAGCUACUGGCUAAUUAUUCUAGCGCGACUUUAACGGUCUAUGACAUCGAACAGUCCCUCCUUGAAAAGUUUGCGAGUGAGGAACCAGAGCGCGUUAAAAUAGCAUCCAACGCGAAACAAACCGCGCUCGAAUCUGAUUGGGUGUUCACCAUCGUCCCUGAGGGUAAACACGUUCGACAGGUAUAUCUGGAUGAGGAAUCUGGCAUCUUGGCCGCAGACAUCAUAGGCAAGACAUUUAUUGACUGCUCGACAAUUGACCUCGAAACCUCCUCGGAGGUCGGCGCAGCAGUCAUUUCCGCAAAAGCGGCCUGUUUUGUUGACGCGCCGGUAUCUGGAGGGACGGCUGGGGCAGCCAAAGGCACGAUUACGUUCAUGGUCGGAAUAGCUCCAGAGGACCCAUAUUUCCCGGUCAUCCAGACGAUUCUCUCCACCAUGGGAAGGACUGUCAACGCAAUGGGAGGAAAGGGGUUAGGCUUGGCUGCUAAACUUUCCAACAACUACUUGAGUGGCUGCAUCGCGAUCGCCUUAUCGGAGGCAAUGUCCAUUGGAAUGAAGCUUGGGAUUGAACCAAAACUUCUCAGCGACACCUUCGAUAAAGGCACUGGCGCGAACUGGGUUAACAAGGUUAUGAACCCCGUGCCUGGUGUGUGCCCUGAUGCAGCGACGAGCAAAGGAUAUAUAGGUGGCUUCAAGGUGGAGCUCAUGGAGAAAGACGUCCGAUUGGCCACUCAAGCAGCGCAUCAAGUCGGCGUAAAACUCGCAUUGGGAGACGCAGUCGUAUCUACAUAUUCUCAGACAGCAGCUGAUCCAGCAUUCAGAGGAAAGGACAGUCGUGUCGUAUAUCAGUGGUUGAAUCACCCGUCUACCGAAUAA